This is a messenger RNA of Kwoniella botswanensis, 1308 nucleotides long. RefSeq lists its product as uncharacterized. The record is from RefSeq and is a predicted model, not a curated record. Bases 1 to 1308 code for a protein of 435 amino acids. The transcript has 7 exons. Lineage: Eukaryota; Fungi; Basidiomycota; Tremellomycetes; Tremellales; Cryptococcaceae. Gene Ontology annotation, cellular component: nuclear envelope; nuclear membrane. Gene Ontology annotation, biological process: lipid homeostasis; nuclear envelope organization.
AUGGACGAAGAUAGCUACACUUACGAACCGAGAGAUAAAUCAGGACCGAUGGAUAUCGAUCAAAAUUAUGAUACCUCACGAUUGGACGCUUUCAACUUUGUUGGUAUGGGUUUAGGUGAAGAUGGACCAGCGAGGAAGCGACUGCACAGCGAGCUAGACCGAGCAAUACCGUUCAACCCCCAUCCAGCAUCAGGUUUCGCCCAUUUCACGAACCCUUCCUCAGACUCUGCACCUCUCCUCUUAGCAGCCCUCAACACACCUCGUAAAGCCCCUUCGUACGAUCCUUCACAAUGGUACAAUACUGCCCCACGUACACCCGCUGCGACUAGCCUGGCCACACAACUAGACGUCGAUAUGGACAGUCCGGCUCGGGUGUUGUCGACUCCUGCGAAAGCUGCUGAAACGCCUCUGAAGGGUAAGGAAGCGACAGUUGAGGAUGAGAAGGAGCACGAUCAGGAGAAUAUGAAUGAAAAAGAUAGAGACAGAGAUGAACAGAAUGAACCACCUCGGAAAUACGCUAAAGGUGCUGUGACGAGGACUAAUAAGAAGAGGGAGAAGGCUAGGAAAGAGCAGGGGAGGAGUGAACAAGGGGUCUCUGUCAGACAUAGCGAUUCGUCCACUCCCAGUUACUCGAAAUCUGAGCAUCAUUAUAAUGUGCACAUGACACCUCCCGCUCUGAGGCAUUCGGAGAUACCUGCUUUGCUGCUAGGAUAUUUACAAUUCGCGGUAAACGCUUCGAUUGUCUUAUUCUGCUUAUAUUUCGGCAUUCAGUUUGUCUUGACUGUCAGACGUGAUGUCAAGGAUAAGAUGCAGGAACAUUCCGUUGAGAUCUUACAAGAAAUCGCAGAGUGUACGAAUUUAUACCUUACCAACCGAUGUGAUCCAGCACUACGAGUCCCUGCCAUGGAAGCACCAUGUAAAGCUUGGGACGCAUGUAUGAACCGUGAUCCUACGAUGGUAGGACGAAUCAACAUCAUUGCCGAGACAUUUGCGGGGGUCAUAAAUAGUUUUGUCGAUCCAAUAAGCUGGAAAACAAUGAGCUUUACCCUCGUCACGUUAACUUUCCUUAUCAUACUUACCAACUCUGCAUUAUUCAACCUUCGAGCGAAAGCCUCUCAUCAUGAUAUCUCUCCACCAAAUAACAAUUUCUGGCCACCCCAGAGCCACUUUAUGCCUCAGCUUCCACCUCAUAUGCCUCAUCCUCAACAUCAUAUGCUAGGUCCCCAACACCCACAAGACUCGAUGCCACAUGAUGGAACGAGGCAGAUAGGGUGGACUGGAGAAGAGAAGAAGAAGGGUUGGUGGUGA